AUGGCUUCCGACGACGAACAGCACACCACCACCGCCUACGAACAAGGUCUCGACGACGAAGACCAAUCCGACGACGAAAUCGAAGAACAACACACCACACCGAUCGCCGCCACUCCUACUACCGCAACCACCACAAUUGCCUCAAUCGUACGGUCAGAUGCCAUCGUUGAACCGAAAAAACUGUUAGAUGACUUCAGACGGUUAUUUCAACGGUUAUGGACCGAUGAGGAUGAAAUUGAGUUGUUACAGGGGUUUGUGGAGUAUACGACGCAGCGAGGGGCAAAUUCGUCACAUCAUCAUGAUACGACGGUGUUUUAUGACCAGAUUAGAGGUAAAUUGCAGUUAGUGUUUAAUAAGAAUCAGUUAGUUGAGAAGCUAAGGAGGUUGAAGAAGAAGAAAUAUAGGAAUGUUUUAGCUAAAACUAGUGGUGGUAAAGAGUAUGUGUUUAUAAGUCCUCAUGAUCAAGCUACUUUUGGUCUAUGUUGUAAGAUUUGGAAUGAACAAGUAGUCGUUUUAGCCGUUUCGGUCCCGGCUAUGGCUGAUGGUGGUGGAUUUGAUGAUGAAGAGCCUCAAAAACCGUUUCAGCCGUUGCAGCAACAGUAUGAGCAGGGAAUCGGAGCCGGAGCGGGGGCUGGGGCGUCGAAUUCGAAUGCGGCAGUUUCGAAUUUGGUUGAAGAGACUAUGAAGAGUUGUUUGUUGCCGUUGUUUAAGGAGUUGUUUCGAAUUUGUGUUGAAAUGCAACUGAUUUGGGGUUUUUAUCAAGUAUAA
Molecule: messenger RNA, 768 nt
Organism: Helianthus annuus (common sunflower)
Lineage: Eukaryota; Viridiplantae; Streptophyta; Magnoliopsida; Asterales; Asteraceae
Product: probable transcription factor At5g28040
Exons: 1
Coding region: 1-768 (255 amino acids)
Biological process (GO): regulation of DNA-templated transcription
Cellular component (GO): nucleus
Source: RefSeq, a predicted model, not a curated record